Bemisia tabaci is the source of this 894-nucleotide messenger RNA. RefSeq lists its product as uncharacterized. NCBI's taxonomy places the organism in Eukaryota, Metazoa, Arthropoda, Insecta, Hemiptera, Aleyrodidae. The record is from RefSeq and is a predicted model, not a curated record.
AAAAUUCAAUUAUGUAAAUACUAACGUAAUGCACGGAUGCUCUUAACCCUCUUUUCGGCAUACCUCGUGUUUUCUUUAAAUGUCUGAAGUCUCAGUUCUUGGUUCUCUCAUCAUCUAGGGAGUGGAUCUUGUGAACCAUGAUUUUGUAGCGAUGGUUUAAGGCAAAAAACAAACAUGAAAAUUAAAUUAUUGUUCCAAGGAGUAAUUUGCGCUCUCAGUGUUAAUAUGGCGUGGACGUCAGAUUAUCUGGCGAACUGGCAGUGGAAGAACCUACGUUGGCUGAACAGGGGCCACGACCCGUGCCGGAGGAUCGGCGAGGCCGCCACCGGCAACAACACCCACAUCGUGAAAUACGUCCACGAGAUGUGCGGCGGGUACCUCCGCUUCUUCCACAUGACCCCGCCCGAGUACCACGAGCACUGCCCGGGCGCACACGAGCCCAAGUGCAUGUACCACGAGAAGAAGUGGUGCUGCACCGUCAAGAUCAACCACCGCAAGUUGGCCGACCCCAAACCCAAGGACUUCAAGAUCGUGGCGCUUACUUCCUGCCUCGCCACCAUCAACAACUGGGAUGAGCUCGUCGAGCAGGAGGUCGUCACCACAGAAAAGGACAUUUAUGAAAACCUCUAUAACUGACUCCGCACAUUGUGUGCCCCUUAGAAUUUCCCUUUUGGAGUUGGUGGAGUCCUCCCCAAGAGCCCCAUCGUUGGAUGUCUUUCGGUGCCUUCCCAUUGCUCCCCCUGAUGAGGUGCUCUUUCGAGCCCAACUACGCUAUCAAACUUUUCAUCCGACAUAAUUGAACGAAAAGUUGGAUGGAAAGUUGGACGCAAAAAAAGAGCCGUAUGCAAAAACGACAUUUUUCGCCCCCCCCCCCACUAAAACUUAUUCAAACUU